AUGGCUUGGCAAUGGUAUAUUCUCCGAGCUAUCCAGUCAAUGGAGAUCCUCCGCCAACCAGGAUUCCACCGUGCUGUCGGACGUAUUCACAAAGCCGUUCACGAGCAGAAAUAUGGACGCACCGAGCCAGUCCAAGGCGAGGCUACAGCCGAUCCCUCAGGGUCAAGUUUCCUGAAGCACUUCCGCGACGAGAUCUCCAACCAAUUCCGAGGCAAACCGACCGACGUCGGCCCCAAGAAGUGA
Molecule: messenger RNA, 243 nt
Organism: Clonostachys rhizophaga
Lineage: Eukaryota; Fungi; Ascomycota; Sordariomycetes; Hypocreales; Bionectriaceae
Source: the annotation of a GenBank genome assembly